This is a messenger RNA of Austrofundulus limnaeus, 1734 nucleotides long. It is a transcript of the gene fam113, whose product is annotated as family with sequence similarity 113. The coding region runs from base 243 to 1406 and encodes 387 amino acids. Lineage: Eukaryota; Metazoa; Chordata; Actinopteri; Cyprinodontiformes; Rivulidae. The transcript has 8 exons. The record is from RefSeq and is a predicted model, not a curated record.
AGUGUCGGUUAAUUUUAGCUUUUGUUCUGACUAAUAGUUAUUUUAAAAAUAAAAAACCGCCGUAGCCCUUUUUAGUUGGUUGGUUGGUUGGUCCACCCACCACCAACAAAAAAGUUAAGUGAAACUUGGAGACAGUUAAAUAAGUCGUUGCUAACGCUAGCUAAAGAAACAUAAAAGUCUGCCAGUGCUAGCAUAAAUUGGAGGUGAAAUUUAUUAGGAAUUCCGCCUUUUAAAGUGAAGCAAUGAAGGACACAGUAAAGGCAGUGAACCACCAGCAAGUGCGCCAGCUGCUUCAUAACAAGUUUGUCAUGGUGCUGGGUGACUCCAUUCAGCGGUCUGUGUACAAGGACCUUGUUUUGCUGUUGCAAAAGGAAAAGUACCUCUCUCUAAGACAACUAAGGAGCAAGGGUGAGAUGAGCUUCGAGCUGGACUGCCUGGUGGAAGGCGGCUGUCUGGACACAAUGACCAACGGGACGGAGUACAGAGAGAUCCGGCAGUUUCAGUCCGAUCACCACCUGGUCCGCUUUUACUUUGUGACCCGCGUCUUCUCCCAGUACAUGCAGAGCAUCAUGAAGGACAUCCGUCACGGCUUGAAACCAGACGUGAUCAUCGUCAACUCCUGUGUCUGGGAUAUUUCCAGAUACAACACAGUUUGGACUGAAGACUACAAAAAGAACCUUCACAAGUUCUUUAGUAAUCUGAAGGAAGUCCUGCCUGAGGAAACCUUGAUAAUAUGGAACCUGACCAUGCCCUUAGGAAAGUGCAUCAGAGGAGGCUUUCUGGUGCCUGAGGUUGAGUACAGAGGUCUGCAGCUGCGUUUUGACGUGAUCGAAGCCAACUUCUACAGCGGCACUCUGGCUGAUGCGUAUGACAUGGACGUUUUGGACCUCCACUUCCAGUUCCGGUUCCUGCUGCAGCAUCGCACAAAAGACGGAGUCCACUGGAACGCUGUUGCUCACCGCAGGAUUACGUCCAUUCUCAUGCAGCACAUCGCGCAGGCCUGGGGAGUGACGCUGCACGAGCCACAGAUCCCUGAUGCAGUGGUAGAUUCCACCUUCUUCGGAGAGGAUUUCAGUUCAGAUUCCCUUCCACGCAGCUACUUGAGUUUCACAGAAAACCCAGAGCCACAGCCAGACCGCCAUGAAAACGCAGAAAAUUUCAGACCAGCUGUCCAUUCACAACCAUUUCUGCCACCUUUAGGACGUCACUAUAAACAAAAACCAAUGAAGGGUUUCGACUACAGACCUCUCCACUACUUGGAGCACCAUGACAACUAUCAUCAUCAUCAUCAUCAACAUCCUCCUCCUCAUGAUCAUUUUGUGAUGCGGAACCGUCCCAGCAGACACCACUACGCCCCGUACACUCACCACAGACCAGCCCACCACCCCCAUCAUGGCUUUUACUGAAGAGGAGGCUUCACACAUUUCAGACAUUAAGUUCUCUUCUUAUCCCUGCACACUAGUAGUUAGUUGCUUUGAAAGUUUCUUUAAACACUUUAAUACAAUUUUAAAAGGUGUUUUAAUUUUUUAAGAAGUUUUCAGACACUUUUUUUCUAAUAAUCUUGACUAUUUUUGUCUCCUGUCACAUGAUGCCUUUAAUAAAGACUUCCUGUCAACACAUGAUGUGAUCAGGAAGUGAACAAGGCUCAACAUGUCUGAAAUGUUUACUAACAGCUUGUUGUGUGUUGUACGUUUCCCCCCAUGUUGUGAUUACAAAUAAAGUUUACCCAGAACA